AUGCCUUUCUUCGCAUUCGCUAAGAAUCCGGGGGCUGUCUUUCUCUUCUACCGAGCAGCAGGACUCCCAAUCGGGCCAUACGUGACGACGGCAGCCGCGGCGGCGGUGGCCAUGGCUGCAGGGGGAGGACAAGGAGGAAGCGGAGACUAUCCGGGAGGAGUCAAGAUGGAAGCCGGUGGGAGCGGGGCUAGUGGGUUUUGUCCAGCGCCUGCCUUCCUCGAUCCAGCUGCCAUGGAAACACUUAAGUAUCCCUGCACCUUCGACUACUCUAGAUGAUUUGCCUGUCUCGGUCUGUUUGUAUGGAAUGCACGAGAAAGACGGACGAAGGAAUAUCUAAAGGUGUCGUAUUACUAUAUUUUACAUGAAGUGAGGAAGGAAAGCGGGGACGAUCACAUCUCGCGGGAUGAGAAGAGGGCCCGAUCCAUGAAAAUUCCUAUCUCCAUCGAGGAUAUCAUCAACCUCCCCAUGGAUGAGUUCAACGAGAGGCUGUCCAAGUACGACCUGACCGAGGCGCAGCUCUCGCUCAUCCGUGACAUCCGGCGGAGAGGCAAGAACAAGGUGAGCCUGAUCCCUUCCGGUUUCUGUCAAGCGUGGAUGGAGCACUCGCGACCGAACGGUCUUCUCGCGCAGGUGGCUGCCCAGAACUGUCGAAAGCGUAAGUUGGAUCAGAUCAUGUCCUUGGCAGAGGAGGUGAAACAGCUCCAGACGAAGAGAGAACGUCUCACGCAGGAUCGGGAUUUCCUCUCAUCUCAGAGGCAUCGUCUCGGGGAACAGUAUUCUCUCCUCUAUCGUCACGUCUUCCAGGUUCGUCAUUGCAUCCUUCGAUCGCCGUUCGCGCCCUGGUGUUUUAAUGCCAACAUCCGUGCAGAACGUCCUUCGGCGGUUUAA
Darwinula stevensoni is the source of this 888-nucleotide messenger RNA. The record is from the annotation of a GenBank genome assembly. NCBI's taxonomy places the organism in Eukaryota, Metazoa, Arthropoda, Ostracoda, Podocopida, Darwinulidae.